This is a messenger RNA of Macrobrachium nipponense, 1596 nucleotides long. RefSeq names its product serine/threonine-protein phosphatase PP1-beta catalytic subunit. The coding region runs from base 156 to 1136 and encodes 326 amino acids. Gene Ontology annotation, cellular component: nucleus; cytoplasm. The record is from RefSeq and is a predicted model, not a curated record. Gene Ontology annotation, molecular function: protein serine/threonine phosphatase activity. NCBI's taxonomy places the organism in Eukaryota, Metazoa, Arthropoda, Malacostraca, Decapoda, Palaemonidae. The transcript is spliced from 7 exons.
UAUCCGAAUAAAUAUAAUAUCAAUUAUUAAUUCAUCAGGUUUAUAUAUUAUUGGCUGAUAAUCUUGCGAAUUAAUUAUAUUCCGUCCGAGACAUAACCAGCAACCAUAAACAUAUGUCAUUUUGAAGGGAUCCGAACGCGAGAAAACUUUGCAAGAUGGCGGAUGCAGAACUAGACAUUGAUAAUUUAAUUUCUCGACUAUUAGAGGUUCGAGGAUGCCGUCCAGGGAAAACUGUACAAAUGACAGAGGCUGAAGUUCGAGGUCUCUGUUUAAAGUCCAGGGAAAUUUUUCUACAGCAGCCAAUAUUACUGGAGUUGGAAGCUCCACUUAAAAUAUGUGGUGAUAUUCAUGGCCAGUACACAGACUUGUUGCGUCUUUUUGAGUACGGUGGCUUUCCUCCUGAGUCCAACUACCUCUUUCUGGGAGACUAUGUUGAUCGUGGUAAACAGUCGUUAGAGACUAUAUGCCUCUUAUUAGCAUAUAAGAUCAAAUAUCCAGAGAAUUUUUUCUUAUUGCGCGGUAAUCACGAGUGUGCGUCGAUCAACAGAAUCUAUGGCUUUUAUGAUGAAUGUCGUAGGAGAUAUGGUACAAAACUCUGGAAAACCUUCACAGACUGUUUCAAUUGCUUACCCAUCGCUGCCAUCAUUGAUGAAAAAAUAUUUUGCUGCCACGGUGGUUUGAGUCCAGACCUGCAGAGCAUGGAACAGAUUCGUCGAAUCAUGAGACCAACAGAUGUUCCAGAUACAGGUCUUCUCUGUGACCUCCUAUGGUCAGAUCCAGAUAAAGAAGUCUCAGGUUGGGGUGAAAACGACAGAGGGGUUUCUUUUAUCUUUGGUGCCGAUGUCGUCAGUAAAUUCCUGAAUCGUCAUGACCUGGAUUUGAUAUGCAGAGCACAUCAGGUUGUAGAGGAUGGAUAUGAGUUCUUCGCCAAACGUCAGUUGGUAACAUUAUUUUCUGCCCCUAAUUACUGUGGUGAAUUUGAUAAUGCAGGGGGCAUGAUGUCGGUAGAUGAAACAUUACUCUGUUCUUUUCAGAUUUUAAAGCCCUCUGAGAAGAAAGCUAAAUACCAAUAUAGUGGCUUGAGUCAAAACCGCUCUAAACUUCCAAACCAGCAGCGGCCGAUGCCCAAGAAGUAAGUCCUUUAAGAGAUUUGUCCGUAGAACAAUAACAUUUGGAGAGGAAAAGAGUUUGUCUGAAGCCGAAGGAAAACUGAAGCAUCUCUCUGUGCCUAGAAUUAUUAUUGAUCUGUUUCCAAUAGGAUUGAUGGUAGGAAGGAGGUCUGUUGUUGUUGUUCUUAUCUUUGACAGAAAUGAGAAACAACUGGGGUAGAAUUGCCCUGUAUUUAGAUUCAUUUUGUUUCUAGGGUUAAAACAAAAUUACUGGGCAUCAUUAAGCUUAGACAUUUAGACAUCAUUGAAUAUUCAUUUGCACUUGAUAUUCUCAUGUUUACCUUAUGCAUUUAUGUUUUGAUUCUUGAGCACAUUAUCAAUUUUUAAUAGAUCCACAUGUUUUAUUUUCAUGUUUUCUCUUCAUUUUCUAUCAUUUUCUUUGUAAUGUUUUUAACAAAUAAAGUAUUUCUCAAAAAAGUACAUAUGA